AUGAUGCUCUGGGCAUGUGCAGGUGUCCCGCUUGGUGUGUACAACAUCACCAAGAACUUCAACGUCGCCCUGCGCAUCCAGCCUCAGAUACUGACAUUUCUGAGUCUGGUCACCUGGGCCCAUCAUAUACUAAUCGCUAACAUUAUGCUCAAACAACAGAAGUGGCCCGUUUCUCGUUGUCUGCUGGUAGCCACUCCUAUCGCUCUUCUGAUGGGCGCUACACAAGCUGCCCUCAUCUUUGCCCUCCGAGCAGCUCAUUCCUCGCAUCUCACAUGGCCGGACACCCUGAUGGCGGUUCUCUCUGCUGCUCUCCUCGCUGCGGGCGUGCUCAGACACUACUGGGAUAUCUAUGUUCAUCGAUCAGUGCGCGGAAUCUCAUUCAUCUUUGUGGGUAUCGACGCCGGCGGCGAUCUCUUCUCACUCAUCUCGGUCUUCUUCCAGCCGGAACUGGACAUUCUCGGCAUGGUCAUAUACGGGACUGAGCUUGCCCUUUGGAUAGGCGUGUUCGCUUGUGGUGGGUAUUUCAACCUGUUGCCCUGGAUAAAACAACAUUCGAAGACACCAUCGGAACCCAAUGGGAGUCGCAGUUCCCCUGAGCUAUCUGAAGACCCCAAUUCUCGGACAUCUCACUCAUCUCACGCUAUCUCUCUUCGAAAUAUUCCUUCGUCCACAUCCGUCUUUAGAACGCCAUCAGGCGAGUUGGCGGUUGCACGAGCUAGAACUGGCUUUCAUGACACCGAGGACGAGAACGUCAUCACUUCACAGAGUUGA
This is a messenger RNA of Trichoderma citrinoviride, 771 nucleotides long. RefSeq lists its product as hypothetical. The transcript is spliced from 2 exons. Lineage: Eukaryota; Fungi; Ascomycota; Sordariomycetes; Hypocreales; Hypocreaceae. The record is from RefSeq and is a predicted model, not a curated record. The coding region runs from base 1 to 771 and encodes 256 amino acids.